AACCACUAGCACACCGCACACAUUCACACUCUACAUAACAUCCACAUAAACAAGAUGUCUGAAGGCGCGCAAGUUAUCGAAUUUGAGCACGAUGAUGCUUUGAAAGCCGCGGCCGUUGCCGCCCCUGGACCGAGUCUUCUAAGACAGUUCAUUGCAGGUGGAGCUGGUGGAGUGUGUUUAGUGUUCACCGGACACCCCUUGGACACAGUCAAGGUGAAGAUCCAGACCAUGACUGUUGUGAAAGGGCAGGCUCCCAUGUACUCAGGGACCAUGGAUUGCAUCAACCAGACCAUCAAGUCAGACGGCUUUAAGGGCCUUUACAAGGGAAUGGCGGCGCCUAUUCUAGGCGUAACGCCCAUGUACGCGUUGUGUUUCUUCGGGUUUGGUGUGGGUCAGAAGAUCUUCUGCAAGGAAGACUCGUUCACCAACCUGAACCAGGAGAAUUUGGGCCGAAUUGCCCUGGCCGGUGCCACAUCCGGACUGUUCACGACUCCUAUUCUUGCGCCUGGUGAACGGCUGAAGUGUGUGAUGCAAACGGCGCCUAAGGGCAUGUACGACGGACCCAUUGACUGUUUGAAGAAGCUGUACGGAGCGGGAGGAAUGAAGAGUAUGAUGCGUGGUUUCACCGCCACAGCCGGCCGUGACUCGAUCGCCUCAGCCUUCUACUUCUCGUCAUACGAAGUGCUUAAACAAGCACUCACACCCGCAGGUGAAAGUGGCCCAGGCAUUGGUGGUACGCUCUUAGCCGGUGGAUCGGCCGGUAUAUUCAAUUGGGCUAUUGCCUUGCCUAUCGAUACGCUCAAGUCUAAGCUGCAGGUGGCGCCGGAUGGCAAGUACCCCCACGGCAUCAGGAGUGUAUUCAGAGAAGUCAUGCAGAACGAAGGACCACGCGCACUGUACAGAGGCUUUGUGCCCGUCAUGCUCAGGGCUUUCCCUGCCAACGCCGCCUGUUUCUUGGGCUACGAGUCCGCCCUCAAAUUCUUGGAUUACGUUAACUGCCCUUGAGCGAGGCUAGACUAAGUGUUAUAAAAGUAGUGGUUGGGGAUGAAGUAGCCGUGUAUCAGGAAGCCUUGUUGGCAAAUAGCAAUAGACCAGUAGUGCUUGCUAAAUAAAGUAUGAUGUUAAUGUCAUGCUGACCUGCAUUGAACUGAUAGUAGUGUUUGCUUAAUAAAGUAUGAUGUUAAUGUCAUACUGACCUGCAUUAACUGAUAGUAGUGUUUGCUUAAU
Messenger RNA from Sphaeroforma arctica JP610, 1227 nucleotides. RefSeq lists its product as hypothetical. The record is from RefSeq and is a predicted model, not a curated record. The transcript is spliced from 4 exons. The coding region runs from base 55 to 1005 and encodes 316 amino acids. Gene Ontology annotation, molecular function: O-acyl-L-carnitine transmembrane transporter activity. Gene Ontology annotation, biological process: mitochondrial transport; carnitine transmembrane transport. NCBI's taxonomy places the organism in Eukaryota, Ichthyosporea, Ichthyophonida. Gene Ontology annotation, cellular component: mitochondrial envelope.